Alternaria triticimaculans is the source of this 426-nucleotide messenger RNA. RefSeq lists its product as uncharacterized. Bases 1 to 426 code for a protein of 141 amino acids. The record is from RefSeq and is a predicted model, not a curated record. The transcript has 2 exons. NCBI's taxonomy places the organism in Eukaryota, Fungi, Ascomycota, Dothideomycetes, Pleosporales, Pleosporaceae.
AUGUCCACAGACGCGCGUCUAGCAGCUCUCGAGGCUCUCGCCCGUGAAAACCAAGAAAAGAUCGAAGCACUAAACCACAAGAACUGGCUACUCAGUAACCAAAACAUCAAGAUGCAAGAAGAACUCGCCAAGUUGGAAGAAGAUCUACUUGAGCGUCCACCACCAGGACCGUUGUGGACACCAUUCUACAUGACCGCCCGCAACGCCCCACGACUAUAUCUAGAGUUUGUGAUACCAGGAUCCAAAGGCGAGACGUUGGGGAUAGCUGUAAACAACGUAGAUCUGGCCUUCAUACUGCAGCAGACGUUGCGACGGAGAGGGUGGGGCGAAGCGACGACGAAGAGGGGUGUCGAGGAUUUCCUAGAGCAGCCUAUGAUGAAGGUAACGUGGACGGGCAGAGAGGGAGAAUUUGGGAAUCUGAGCUAG